GGAGCGUGGCAGCUGGCAGUAGUUCCGUCAGAGCGGACAUCUUGUGGCUGUGUCGUGCGCGUGAGCCCCGUAGGGCCGGGGAGGCACCAGCUGCCGCGCGGGGAGGAGGCCGAGGCCGCAGCUUGAGGGAGGCCCCGGCCCCUCUGCGCCUGUGUCUGGCAGAGCCGGUGUGAGACCAAGAGACAAUCCUUCCUAGCCGCCGGGAUAAUCAAGAGUUUUGGCCGGAACUUUGAACACACACCGAGAUAGUGAGGAGCCAGACGAAAAGCACAGACUAUGGCGCUGAAACGGAUUAAUAAGGAACUUAGUGAUUUGGCCCGUGACCCUCCAGCACAAUGUUCUGCAGGUCCAGUUGGGGAUGAUAAGUGUUUUCUUUUUCUAGUGUUUCAUUGGCAAGCCACAAUUAUGGGACCUAAUGACAGCCCAUAUCAAGGCGGUGUAUUCUUUUUGACAAUUCAUUUUCCUACAGACUACCCCUUCAAACCACCUAAGGUUGCAUUUACAACAAGAAUUUAUCAUCCAAAUAUUAACAGUAAUGGCAGCAUUUGUCUCGAUAUUCUAAGAUCACAGUGGUCUCCUGCUUUAACUAUUUCUAAAGUUCUUUUAUCCAUUUGUUCACUGCUAUGUGAUCCAAACCCAGAUGACCCCCUAGUGCCAGAGAUUGCACGGAUCUAUAAAACAGACAGAGAUAAGUACAAUAGGUUAGCAAGAGAGUGGACAGAGAAAUACGCUAUGUUGUAGGGUACAACAGAAUAUCUCGGGAAUGGACUCAGAAGUAUGCCAUGUGAUGCUACCUUAAAGUCAGAAUAACCUGCAUUAUAGCUGGAAUAAACUUUAAAUUACUGUUCCUUUUUUGAUUUUCUUAUCCGGCUGCUCCCCUAUCAGACCUCAUCUUUUUUAAUUUUAUUUUUUGUUUACCUCCCUCCAUUCAUUCACAUGCUCAUCUGAGAAGACUUAAGUUCUUCCAGCUUUGGACAAUAACUGCUUUUAGAAACUGUAAAGUAGUUACAAGAGAACAGUUGCCCAAGAUUCAGAAUUUUUUUUAAAAAUGGAGCAUGUGUAUUAUGUGGCCAAUGUCUUCACUCUAACUUGGUUAUGAGACUAAAACCAUUCCUCACUGCUCUAACAUGCUGAAGAAUCAUCAGAGGGGGAGGGAGAUGGAUGCUCAGUUGCCACAUCACAGGAAGCAGCAUUAUUCUAGCAGCAUCCAUUCUUGUGUAAGCCUUCCACUGUUAGAGAUUUGAGGUUACAUGAUAUACUUUAUGCUCAUAACUGAUGUGGCUGGAGAAUUGGUAUUGAAUUUAUAGCAUCAGCAGAACAGAAAAUGUGAUGUAUUUUAUGCAUGUCAAUAAAGGAAUGACCUGUUCUUGUUCUACAGAGAAUGGAAAUUGGAAGUCAAACACCCUUUGUAUUCCAAAAUAGGGUCUCAAACAUUUUGUAAUUUUCAUUUAAAUUGUUAGGAGGCUUGGAGCUAUUAGUUAAUCUAUCUUCCAAUACACUGUUUAAUAUAGCACUGAAUAAAUGAUGCAAGUUGUCAAUGGAUGAGUGAUCAACUAAUAGCUCUGCUAGUAAUUGAUUUAUUUUUCUUCAAUAAAGUUGCAUAAACCAA
Messenger RNA from Kogia breviceps (pygmy sperm whale), 1609 nucleotides. Lineage: Eukaryota; Metazoa; Chordata; Mammalia; Artiodactyla; Physeteridae. The record is from RefSeq and is a predicted model, not a curated record.